Messenger RNA from Anneissia japonica, 3954 nucleotides. Its product is annotated as pre-mRNA-splicing regulator WTAP-like. The coding region runs from base 143 to 1864 and encodes 573 amino acids. The transcript is spliced from 7 exons. The record is from RefSeq and is a predicted model, not a curated record. Gene Ontology annotation, cellular component: nucleus. NCBI's taxonomy places the organism in Eukaryota, Metazoa, Echinodermata, Crinoidea, Comatulida, Comatulidae. Gene Ontology annotation, biological process: regulation of alternative mRNA splicing, via spliceosome.
ACAUCUCCUCACUCAAACAUGCACAUGGUGGCGUCCAUGUUUUUCGAAAAAAAAUAAUGAGUAGGAGGAAAUCUACAACUUAAUUUGUCGCUGUAGCGACCGAUUUUCUAGAUUGAUACUUUUUUUCUCGACAAAUUACAGAAUGUCAGAAGAAAGUCCAGCACCAAAAAGGGUGCGUCUUAGCAAUGAAGAGAUGACAUUGCUAUCUAAAGAAGAUAUGAUAGCAAAAUGGAUGGAAUUAGAGAUGUACACAAAUGAACUUGAGAAAAAGCAGACUGAGGCCUAUUGUGGAGGAGACAUGAGUUCAUUGGAGGAGAAGUGGAAGCAACAUCAGCUGGAAAGUUCACGGAAAGAGAAGGUGUUGGUAAUGAGACUGACAACCAAAGAGCAGGAAGUUCAAGAAUUAUCUGACUUGAGCAAGGCACAGAACCCAAGUACCACUCAACUGCAGAAUUCACUACUAGACCCAGCUAUCAACCUUCUCUUUCAAAGAAUGAGAAAAGAGACGGAAGACAGCAAAACCAAACUGCAGCAGGCAAACGAUGACAUGGCUGCUUGGAAAUUCACUCCAGAUAGUCAAACCGGUAAACGCUUGAUGUUGAAGUGUCGCACGCUACUGCAGGAAAAUCAGGAUCUUGGCAAACAGAUUUCAUCAGGGAAAACUGCUCAACUAGAGGCUGAGCUAGCAUUGCAAAAAAAGUACAGCGAAGAGCUUAAAACAAGCCAAGACGAAAUGAAUGAUUUUGUGAUUGAAUUAGAUGAAGAGGUAGAAGGUAUGCAGAGUACAAUAUGCACUCUACAGCAACAACUAAAAGACUGCAAAGCAGAACUGGCCAAGUACAAAAGCCAGUGUACUCUAGAGACACCAGUUAACUCUAAUGGACACAACAUGGCGAAUACUGCCCCCUCUGACCACCAACAAACAUACAGAGAUGAUGCUUACUCAUUAAACACAGCUGCAAUAUCGGCAGAAAAAUACAAUGCCCCCAUAAGAACGGAUUCAGGACCAUUCACAGUUAGUACGUUUACAUCAAAUCUAAGUGUAGAACUUGAGGGAACUGAGGGGCAAGAUGAAAGCUAUAGGACUACACGCUCUACUGAAUACCCCAAUACUGCCAGGCCUGGAGACACGGUGGACAAGAAAAUGUCUGCAGGUGUCCAGGAAAAUAACCCUGAUGAGAACCAAGACUCAGAAUUUGACAGGGAGCAGUUUUUCAAGAUUGAAAACCAAGAAGAGGUUCAAGAAAAGUACGGAUGGGAAGGCGAUGACGAGGAAAUUUUGAGAAUCAAUGAAGGAAAGAAAUUGAAGAUAGAAUAUGUUGAUGAAAGUCCAGGUGAAGACAGUAAAACAGCUGAUGAAGAUCAAGAACCUGAUGAACAGGUGCAAGAUGGUGUUGAAAAAUUUAGAACUGACUCACUAAUUGAUGUCAGAAAUAAUGUCAACGAUGAUAAUGAUGAUGACACAGGUAAUGAAACGCCAACUUAUGGCGAGUUGAGUGAUACAGAACAAAAUAACAGGAAACACACAGACACUGACCAACUUCUUGUCUGUAAAAUAGAAUCAACUUAUAAACCUAACAAUAUUUUGACUGUGGACCCCAUACAGAAAUCCUUACCCAAUGAUGUGGAUGAGGAUGAUAUGAAAGAAUUGAGGACAGACUCACCUGUAAACGGCAGGGCUUUAAUACAGCACUCUGCUAUUCCCUUAGACUCUGCCAAAAUCUCACUAGUUGACUGUUACUCUAGUGAUGACGGUGGAGGCUCAGUAGAACUGUCCACAACAAAAACCACAGUCAAUCUUGAACACAACGGUCUUCAUAAACUUUCUGAUGAAAGGGAAGACGAAUGUAUAGAAACAGACUAAAGAAAUUUCCGUCAGCUUUUGGCUUGCGGAGUACAUCACAAUUGUUAUGUGUUUAGAAUGUGAGAUAUAUUAGAUUACUUAAAGAAUCCGUAAUUGUGUAUAUAUCCAAAGUAGUUUUUACUGUACUUCUUCCUGUGAUGAUUGUACUCAGAUGUUUUUAAAACUGAUCUUUUUCUACUUUUUUUGUUGAAAUGUUAAAAAGACUGCGAUGCUUUGGGCCAUCCGAAGUGAACAAUAAUUACAUAUCUAUAACCCUAAUUUUUUGGACAGACUGAUAUGGCUUUGUUGAACAUUAAAAAAUAGAAUUUGUUUGGGAUAGAACGGUUUGAGAUAUUGUGCUGAAACUAAGUGCAAAAGCUCUGAAUUACUAACUCACGAAAGACAACACCAUUUACAUUUUGAAUUAGAUUUAGAACAAGUCAACGUUACAGGUUCUUUAAUAAUAUUUCUUUUAUAAGGUACAGACUUCCCCGCUCAUUUAUAUCCAACUUAGUAUACAAUCGGAAUUUUAUUUGCAAGUAAUUCCACUCAAGUAGAGGAAUUGUAGACGCUGGUGUAUUUGUUGCAAGUGGUGACUUCUAAAUUAAUAAUUGCUUAUUGAUUUAUUUCUACCCAGUUGCUACAUAGAGUACAGUGAAUUAUGAGAUAACCACUCUUGCAUCUAAAGCCGGGUACUCGCUGCAUUGCACGACGAAUCCACCUCUGCUUCCGGCGAGCGAUAGACUACGUAACGCCGUCUACUGAUUGUCAUUGGCAGUCUGAACGGAUCCUUAUUUAAAAAAGCGAUCCGUUGGCUCCACGCCGUCUCGUGCGUCCGUUGUUGCGUCGCCGUUACGUGUAGUGGGUACCCGGCUUUAGGCCAGGCACUCGCAGCAUCGGCCGAUGAAUCUCUCUGUGAGCGCUAAGACGACCCGACAUCUGUUGAUCGUUGGUGACAGUUGGAAUGGAUUGUCAUUAAAAAUGAUCAGUAGAACGUGCUGUGGCGUUGCAUUCUCCAUCAUGUUAGCCGUCGUCAGCAGUGAGUGCUUGGCUUCAAACCUCUGGUCAUGGUUUGGUUGUCUUGGUUAGUUCUAGGAUAUUGUUUGGUCCCUUUUAUUUUUUGGAAAUUUUAAAAACUUUUAAUGCAAAGUGCAGUACAGUACAUUAUUUUGCAAAUAUACCGUAUAUCCGCACAAAUAUUUUUGUUUCCUACGUAGCAAAUUUUAUUGCAAAAUUAACAACUCAAAUGUCCGAGAUAUGAUUUUAGUCAUCCGAGCGCUCACUAACAUUAAAGCUAAUUUAUAUCCUGACUAGGCCUCCAGUGCCCUUCCAUGCAAAACAAAUAUAAGAAAAACAUACUUUGCGACAGUUUUAAGCUGCCAGCACUUCCGAAUUAUUGAAUUAAAUAUCAUGUUUCUACUGUUUUUGCCAUUUUUAUUUACCGGUAAAUAUAAUAAUACAAGAAUUUAUUCAACACCUUUAGAAAAGGAAUACAAGACACUACCAAUGUUGUCAUUGGAUCUAUUGUCAAUCACCAACCAUCUCUACUCCUUGGUGAAUAUACCUAGUCAUGCACAUAGACUGACAAUUCAGUGCCACAUCAUUGUAACAGGUACCUGUUUAUACUGCUGGGUAAAAGAGACUAAUGGCGGAUUCAAAGGCAGGAGCCCGGGUCCCUACAAAAUUUUUCAAAAUUAUAUUGACAUUUUGCGUGCGGAUAUACAGUAUAGUAAUAUUAUUAUUGGAUAUAUGAACUUUACAAAUACUUUAUAGCAUUUAUUUCCAUGGUAAAAAAUAGAAAGAGAUGCGUACUGUACUGUCUUUUAUGUUCCAGCCAAAACUGUCAAAAAGCAUACCUUUUUAAUUAAUAUUUCUUAAUUAGAAAUAAAACUUUACAUUCUUUUGUAUGUUUUUUUUCACCUAAUAAUUUGGAAUAAGAUAUAUCAGGAAGGAAAACCUGCUGAUUGUUCGACUGACGCAAGUGUUCUUUAUCUUCUAUCAUGAAAUUUAAUUAUUGUGUUUUUAUGAUUUUUGAAUAUCGUUUUGUAUGGUGGUUAAUGCACAUACAUAUGAUUUUAAACACAAAAUAAAAACGGCUGUCAGUGAUGGUA